Molecule: messenger RNA, 1740 nt
Organism: Cyphellophora europaea CBS 101466
Lineage: Eukaryota; Fungi; Ascomycota; Eurotiomycetes; Chaetothyriales; Cyphellophoraceae
Exons: 3
Coding region: 1-1740 (579 amino acids)
Source: RefSeq, a predicted model, not a curated record
AUGACUCAACCUCAGGAUGAAACUUAUCAACCGAAGAUGUUUCCAGGUGUGGCCUCUGGCAGUCGCACAUACUGGAGCCCUGAAAUGCUGCAGAAGCUGUUCGAAGUCGCAGAGAAGAACAAAGGUCCCGAUUUGACCUCCGACAAGCUCGCCACAAUGGCUGAGGUGGCCAUCAUGGAGAUCCCAGAACCUCAACGCAAUGUCUUGCCGCACAAAGUCAUCAGAAAAAAGAUCGGGGACCUGCCCUACCUCAUCGGAGGUGCCCGAGCCUUUCUUAGAGAGGGUCCUGCUACCAUCGACUUCGCAAAGCUCCACCCUGACGUGCUCUCCAAGGAUGGUUCCAGAAUUUGGGAGGCUGAGAGCAAGGCCAGAACCAGCAAGCCCAAGAGAAAAUUCACAUCCGCAGAUAUGGAGAUUUCAGGCCAAUUCCAAUCUCAACAACCAUCACAGCGAACCAAUCUAGCACCGGUCAACGAGACUUCUGUCCGUACUAAGAAGUUGAAGACCACCAUGAAGGAGUACAGCAUGCAGUUGAUCAUGAGGCCGGCGCCGCCCGAAGAUGUUAUUAGGGCUGGGAUGCAAGACCUUUUUGACCAGGUUGAUAGAACAGUCAACAAUCGCCUUGUCGAGGGUGGACUCUCUGGUGACGAACGUAUCAUGAAGUUUCCACGCAUCAACUCGCCAGCGUGGCAAGGGGUGCUGGAGACCAUAACCGGUGGUGCCGGCCUGGAUCUCGAGCCUCAUUUGGUCAUAAUUGAGGGCAUGAUGAAGAUGGCGCCUCUGACCCGUGAGAUUCUGAUGCGGGCUGUCAUUGCCGCGGCCGUCAGCAGAUGGGCUCUCAUACCGGUGCCCAUGCCGGUGCCGCAGCAAGGCGAGGAGCCACAUACGACCUUCCUAUUCCGGGUCCAUGAGGAGUUGAAGAAAAUGGAUGGGCUGGGCGCAGCAGUCGUCAUGGAAUCGGCAACUCGCAAGUAUCUCAAGGAAGAUGCGACGCCACUAAUACCUCGAAAGGCAGAGCUUAUGGGGGAUGAUGUGGAGGAAUUGCUGGUCCCUUUGAUGCUCCCGGCAUAUGGCGAAAGCAGUAGCAAGAUCCGCCAACUGUCGACAGCGGCCACUUUCGAUGGUACCAGGUUGCCAACAAUGCGGCUUCCUCAAUGGGAGGUAGACUGGAAGCAAGAACUUCGAGGCAUCUUCGAGAGUGCGCUCAAGCUACGCAUUCUCAUGGAGCGAGAAGCGCCGGGCGGGCAGUACACAUUUGAUUUUCCCAAACCUGGUGCGUCUUUUCCUACUACUGAAGAGUCGACAUCAUCGCCAUUGACGCCGGAGCCACCAAUCGAGUACACCAUGAUCGGCUUGCUCCCUUCCAUCGAGGGUCGCUUCCAGAACGAAUUGGGUGGACCACACAGCGAGCCUAGGCUGCUCUCGAAGGCCGUGGUGUUCAGCUUCCGACCUUCUCUACCGCCAAUGGCCAUGGCCAAUGCAGUCAGUCACAAGGAGGUGACAUUGUCGUUGUCCACAGGAGGACUAAACCCAGCCGCAAACACAGCGCCAUCGACGCAACUCUUCAGUCAUGUCGCAAUCAGCAGCGCACCAACCCAGGUCGACGACUCCGAGCAAGAUGAGGGCGAAGAUCAGAGCAAAGACCAGGGUGAAGACCAGGGCGAAGAAGAGGACGAAGUUUCAGCUGGAAACGAUGACGAUGAUGUCGGCAGGGGAGACAAUGAGAUCAACAGAGGCUAG